Molecule: messenger RNA, 1266 nt
Organism: Nerophis lumbriciformis (worm pipefish)
Lineage: Eukaryota; Metazoa; Chordata; Actinopteri; Syngnathiformes; Syngnathidae
Source: RefSeq, a predicted model, not a curated record
AUGUGCAAGAUGAAGGAGUUGGUGGCACUGUUGCUUGUGGCUGUUCAAAUCCAAAACGUCAAGCCUGUAAUCCAUAUACUUAAGUAUAUCCAUACUACUUCGUCGUCUCAAAUUCCAAACUUCCCAGACUACUUGGCUGUCGGUUAUGUUGACGGCGUUCAGAUUUCCCACUAUGACAGCAAGAGUAGGAAUUAUACACCUAAACAGGAAUGGAUGAACAAAAUAACACCCGAGGAUCCGAGUUACUGGGAGAGAAACACACAGAGGAAUAUUGUUCUUGAGGACACCGACAAAGUCAACAUUAAAUUAGUUCAAACACGCUUCAACCAAACUGGAGGUGUUCACAUGAUUCAGUGGCUAUCUGGCUGCGAAUGGGACGAUGAGACCGGCAAGGUUGAUGGUUGGCAACACUUUGCUUACGACGGAGAAGACUUUUUAUCCUUUGAUUGGAAGGGACUGAGGUGGAUCGCGGUCAAGCCACAAGCUGUGAUCACCAAACAUAAGUGGGACCAAUUGGAAAGCUACAAUCAAUACAAGAAGUAUUACUACACUGAGGAAUGUCUUGCUUACCUGAAGAAGUUUGUGAGCUAUGGGAGGGACUUCCUCAUGAGAACAGAGCUUCCGCGGAUCUCCCUGCUGCAGAAGACGCCGCUGUCGCCGGUGACCUGCCACGCCUCGGGUUUCUACCCCAGAAAUGCUUCCCUUUUUUGGAGGAAGGACAGAAAGAGGAUCUCUGAGGGUGGGGAGAUAGGCGAGACCCUCCCCAACCACGACGGGACCUUCCAGGUCACCGCCCACCUCAAAGCGGUUGACGCUAACGCCAAUUAUGAAUGCGCUUUCCAGCUGUUCAGCGGCCGGGACAACAUUAUUGUCCCACUGGACGCUGCCAACGUCCUGAGCAACAAGCGCAUUGAAGGUGAGCCGUACGCUUUCUUCCUUGUCAAACACGUUCGUCACGUCUGUUGCUUUGUGAAGCGGAAGAAAGGAGGAAGACGGCACUGGCCGUUGGCGUCCCCGUUGGCGUUACUCGCCCUGACGCUCACGAUCGUUGUUGUGAUCAUCGUCAAAUACAGAAAAGCCAAAUACAUCCAAGCUGCCGUCCACGCCGAUUCUGAGCUAUCUUCCUACGAGAGCCCUCCCGAGACCGCUUCUUCUACCGCAGAGACCCCUUUAGCUGAGCCCGCUCCCGAACGUUGGAAGAUGAUCGCGAUGUCACCUCGCAAGCACUGUCACAUCAUGCAGGAAUUGAAAAGAGAUUUCUUUUAG